UUGUUAGGUUUUACCAAUGGUUACGUUUAGACUCAUAUUGCGAAUUAAGAGAAGUUAUGAGAGCUAAUUUACGAUGUAGAAUUUACGAUCCAAGUUUGAAAUUCGAUUACUUUUUAUCGAAUUGUUAUCGCUAUCAAUUGGGAAAUGUUGCCGAAACGGAAUAUGUUUCUAAAAUCAACUGCGCGCCACUUUCUGAAGAGAGAAUCGCGCUACAGCGUGAUGCUGUGAUCAAUAUCGGUAUUAUGGCUCAGCCUCCUUUGGACCAUCAUCAAAUGUCAGACGGAUUUGAAAAUAGAGGAAAAAAAGGAGAAAUGAAAGCCGUAACGCAUACUUGUACGUCAAGAAGUGUUUUAGAUUUUCCGGAAGGUGAUUCAAUCGAAGACAUCGCUGAAUCUGUCGAUGAAUUGCGUGAAAAAUUAGCGAAUAUGAAGAGAUUAAUGGAGGAACGUAAGGGAACGACUCUGGGGGAAAUCAGUGCACGUAAAAGGAAAGAAGCUUCGGAUAUAAUAGACGGAAAUUUUCUUUCUUGGAUUUUUGGUUCUGCACUAAUUGUCAUAUUGAGCGUUAGCUUUUAUGCUUUUUAUAAUCUUUAUCAUGCGGUACUCAAAAAAUUCCCUUCGCAUCAUACAGAGUUGUAAGAAAAGAAAAAGAUAAAAAGAUUUAAAAGAUAUAGAAAAGAAACAUGGAGAAAGUAAGAAAAAACAGUGAAAAACCCGUCGAAUGAUUCGUUCGAACGGUAAUUUCUGCUCACUUUUUAAUUUCCCUUUGAUUGUAUUUCAUUCAAUGACGUUAAAAUCGCAAUAAGCGAUAACAAGAUUUCUUUUUCUAUCGUUUUUCUAUCCUUUCAGAAGACACGAUACAAAAGAGAAACCAAAAUGGCUAACAUAACUCACCCCCAGAAGAAACACCGUAUGCUGGUGUAAUGCGUUUUUUCCGGUUUACGAUGUAAUCGUGACUAACAGACCGACGAAAUCUCCGAUUUCAAUUAUUUUAAUUAUCUGUAGGCAAAUUGAAACAAUAUUGAGGCGACACGUGAUAUUUUUGUCCAUAAAAUUUUAUAUUACAAAAAAAAAGAAAGAAAAAGUAUAUUUCACUUUGAUCAAAAUUUUAAACGUAUGCAUUAAGAUUCUUUAAUUUUUGGUUAUUAUUAUUAUUAUUAUUAUUAUUAUUAUUAUUAUUAUUAUUAUUAUUAGA
Messenger RNA from Polistes dominula (European paper wasp), 1194 nucleotides. RefSeq lists its product as uncharacterized. Lineage: Eukaryota; Metazoa; Arthropoda; Insecta; Hymenoptera; Vespidae. The record is from RefSeq and is a predicted model, not a curated record.